UUAGUCUUUUCCAUAGUCUAGUCUAUUCGAAUUCCACAUACGAGUUACCCGGAGAAAAAUUUCAGUAUAUAUAUAUAUUUGCGUUUUGGAUAGAGAUACGUUAAUACGUGCCAAAUAUGUUUAUCAAAGAUGUGACCAAUGAACUGCGAACCAAGCAGCAGCCUUUGGCCCCCGCCCAGAAGGUGGCACCCUAUGUGGCGGCAGUAAAACGCGGCCCAUAUACCCUCACGAACCCCGUCUACAGCAGCCCCCAGGUGGAGGACACUACCUCCAAGAUGCACAGCCACACGUUUAAUGUCAAAAUCACACCGAAGCAGAACCACAAAUACCAUCAGCGUUUGCUACCAUCGCCGGUGCCCAAGUCCAAGGCGAAUCGUAUCAAGUCUCGCUCCCAUCUGCUCAUGAACGAGCAGCGAGAGAUGUAUCGACAGCAUCGCGAUCGCCUGGCGAACAUCAAGGGCAAGGUGAACAGUUGUCUGCCGCCGCCGAAGAUCAAGCUGAGGGAGGGCAACUGCAUGGAGCUGUCCUACAUGGAGAUGCUCACCGCUCUCUAUCGGAAGAGCAACAAUACGCUGCGCACCUUUACCAAGUCACCGGAUCGGCUGGCCACCGGCCGUUGGCGCAACACGAGCCUGGCCCGGGAGAAGGAGCGCAACCAGGUGGAGAAGAAUCAGGUGCUUCACCAGGGCGGCAAGCUCUUCGAUCCGCACCUGGGCAAGUCGCGCCGCUCCAAGCCGAAGGUAGCGCAAGCGUUUAGCUACGAGGUGCCGAUGCAUGUGCUCCAUCGGUACGAGGAUCUGAUGAACAUCUGUGAUGUGGGUGUGCUCUGCAAGCUGCUGCGUCCACAGAUCUAUAUGGACUUGGAGGUGAUUGGCACCCGGAUCAUGGGUCGCCUGGCCAUACAGCUCUUCACGGAGGCGUGUCCCCAGGUCGUGCUCGAAUUCAUGCGUGUCUGCACGCAUCAGAGCUCACGCAGCAUCUGCUUCACACGCACCUUCGCGCCCAUCUGGCUAGAGGGUCACAUUGCUCUCGAUCCCGAGCGCAGCAUCGACAUGAGCAACAUCGAGCACGACUUCGAGGUGCUCAACCAUGGCGUCGAUGCGGGCAUUCUCUCCUUCCCCAGCCGCUAUGUGCGCGGCAAUGCGCGCACCGAGCUCAACUUCACCAUCAGCUUCAAGCCGCUCUCCAUUCUCAAUGGCAAGCGGGUCGCCUUCGGCAAGGUUCGCAAGGGUUUGCAGCUGCUGGAACGUAUACACGAUGCCACCGCGCAUCUGGCCAAGAAGCAUGAGCUGGUUGUCAUCAAAGAUUGCGGCGUUCUCUGAACUACGAAUCGUCAUGCACAGCA
Messenger RNA from Drosophila arizonae, 1345 nucleotides. RefSeq lists its product as uncharacterized. Gene Ontology annotation, molecular function: peptidyl-prolyl cis-trans isomerase activity; cyclosporin A binding. Gene Ontology annotation, biological process: protein folding; protein peptidyl-prolyl isomerization. Lineage: Eukaryota; Metazoa; Arthropoda; Insecta; Diptera; Drosophilidae. Gene Ontology annotation, cellular component: cytoplasm; cytosol. The record is from RefSeq and is a predicted model, not a curated record.